Messenger RNA from Ambispora leptoticha, 903 nucleotides. Lineage: Eukaryota; Fungi; Glomeromycota; Glomeromycetes; Archaeosporales; Ambisporaceae. The record is from the annotation of a GenBank genome assembly.
AUGUCUUUCUUGGCUGAAAAAGACCUCGAAAUUGAAAAUUCGAAAAAACAACACAAGAAAACCCUAAAGAACAGUAAAGAUCCAGAGGAACCUAAAGAACCCAAUGAACAAUUAUCAGAACAACCACUACCCGAAAAACCAUCGGAGCGGGAAAUCUCAAACCAAUUAAUCCAGUCUCAUUCUUCAAAACCAAACAACAGCAACACGAAUGUAUUUCUAGUACCGCAAGCACCGCGUCUGCCCAAAACACUAGCCGAAAAAGAGACCACGCGACGACUCAUUGUGAUAUUAGAGCAAGCAUGUCUAGAAACAUAUAAAUCCCAUAAAAGUAAAAAUUACGAAUUAUUGAAUUGUGAUGAGCACGUUACGGUGUUGCAGAAAAUGGGUAGAACGUAUUCUGACGCUAGACCGGAUAUCACACAUCAGUGUCUAAUGCAAUUGUUGGAUAGCCCACUAAACAAAGCCGGACUGUUGCAGGUUUAUAUUCAUACCGCGAGGAAUGCAUUAAUAGAAGUAAAUCCUCAUGUGAGAAUACCGAGAACUUUUAAACGAUUUUGUGGAUUAAUGGUGCAAUUACUACAUAAACUCAGUAUUAGUUCAACAAAAGGCAGCGAGAAACUCCUACGAGUCAUAAAAAACCCUGUCACACAAUAUCUGCCAACAAAUUGUCACAAAAUAACGCUUUCAUACGAUGCAAAAACGGUACGUCUUAGGGAUUAUUUACCCACCAUACCAUCCGACUACUCGAUCUGUGUCGCGAUUGGCGCAAUGCCUCACGGUGAAGACAAUUUCGCAGACAGUUGGGUGGAUGAAAAAAUUAGCAUAUCUGAGUACGCGUUGUCUGCUGCGGUGGCCUGUUCUAAAUUUUGUUGUGCUUUAGAGGAUUUUUGGGAUGUUUUAUGA